AGCACCUUUUGGCUAAGACGCAUUGCUUCGAUUUUGAUCGAUUUUGUUCUGUGGCCAUGUCCGGCGUAAUGGCGAUGCCUGUGGCGGCCGUCCGGGCCGCACCCGUGCAGGCUGCGCCAGUGGCACGUGGCAGCGCUGCUCCUGCACCCACUCUCAAGACAUCCUCGAGCGUGGCUGUGAUGGGGUUGGCGGCCACUGCGGUCACGGCCGCUGCGGCCCGCCGCAGCGGCCGGGCCCGAAACGGCUUGGCUCAAGGCUUGCAUGGCAAGCAGCAGGUGAAGCGGUCUUUGAGCAGCGCAAAGGUCGUGGUUUGUGCUGGUGUCAACUUCCCGGAGGGUCGCAAGCUUCGCGUGGCUGUGGUUGGAGGAGGUCCUGCAGGUGCCAGUGCCGCAGAUCAGUUGGCCAAAGAUGGUGUCGAGACUUUCCUCAUUGAGCGGAAGAUGGACAACUGUAAGCCCUGCGGCGGAGCCAUUCCUUUGUGCAUGAUUGAUGAGUUUGACUUGCCAAAGGACAUCGUUGACCGCCAAGUGAGGAAGAUGACCAUGAUCUCCCCGACAAACAAAGAGGUCCAGAUUGGGCAGACUCUGAAGGACGAUGAGUUCAUUGGCAUGGUUCGCCGAGAAGUCCUGGACGACUUCCUGCGGCAGCGUGCCAAGACCAAUGGUGCCACUUUGAUCAACGGACUCUUUCUGGGCAUGACCUUGCCUGAGAAGAAGGGUGACUCCUACGUGUUGACCUACAACGACUAUGCCGGUGAGGAGGGAAAUGCCCGCAAGGGAGAGAAGAAGACCCUGGAGGUCGACGUGGUCAUUGGCGCAGAUGGUGCCAAUAGUCGAGUUGCCAAGGACAUUGAAGCUGGCGAUUAUGAGUAUGCCAUCGCGUUCCAAGAGCGCAUGACAAUCCCUGAUAACAAGAUGGAAUACUACAAGGACAGGGCCGAGAUGUAUGUGGGUGAGGAUGUGUCCCCUGAUUUCUAUGCCUGGGUGUUUCCCAAGUGUGACCAUGUAGCAGUUGGCACUGGCACCGUGGUGGACAAGAAGGGUAUCCAAAGAUAUCAGCAGGGCAUUCGUGAUCGAGCUGCCCCGCGCAUCGAGGGUGGCAAGAUCAUUCGAGUGGAGGCUCAUCCAAUCCCAGAGCAUCCUCGCCCUUGGCGCGUGAAGGACCGUGCCAUCCUGGUGGGUGAUGCCGCAGGCUAUGUGACCAAGUGCUCCGGAGAAGGCAUCUACUUCGCCGCAAAGAGUGGGCGCAUGUGCGCGGAGACCAUCGUCAAGAACUCCAUGCAAGGCGUUCGCAUGAUCGACGAAGCUGACCUCAUGGAGCACUUGCGCGAAUGGGACAGCCGGUAUGGUCCAACCUACCUAGUGUUGGAUUUGCUUCAGAAGGUCUUUUAUACCAGCGAUGCUGCUCGAGAGAGCUUCGUGGAACUGUGCGAGGAGGAGUACGUGCAGAAAGUCACCUUUGACUCUUACCUGUACAAGACCGUCCAGGGAAACGACCCUGUGGGAGACUUGAAGUUGGGCUGGAAGACGCUCAGCUCCUUGUACAAGUACAACAAUCAGAAAACCCCUGAUCCUAUGCGAACAUUGGCCUGAGCAGUUUUGUACUCUGCAUGGAGGGUCAUCCAAAGUAUGUAGCUUUGUAGCUGCGCAGAGUGACCCAUCCAUGCAUGCUCUUGUGCCUGGCCCUUAGGCCUCAUACAACGACAGGGCACCGUUACAUACCUUUACUAUGUUGUUGUUUUUCAUUCCUUG
Durusdinium trenchii is the source of this 1751-nucleotide messenger RNA. NCBI's taxonomy places the organism in Eukaryota, Dinophyceae, Suessiales, Symbiodiniaceae. The record is from the annotation of a GenBank genome assembly.